AUGGCUGAUCCAGAGCAACUUCAAGCUCUAACACGGAUGUUGGCCGAUGCCCUAAAAUCAUCGCUUCGGUCUUUGGGUCCCCUGAAUGCAGCCCCGCCAGCAGCAGCAGCAGCUGCGAAACCGCCGUCAUUUUCGGUUUCGGAAUAUCGCUCUUCGGAGGAUUCGACAGUGGCCGACUACUUCAAACGUUUCGAGUGGGCGCUGGAGUUGAGCAAAAUUCCGGAGGAGCAGUAUGCGCAUUAUGCUCGCGUGUACAUGGGAGCGGAACUCAACAACGCCAUCAAGUUUCUCGUGAGCCCGCAGGAUCCAGCCGAAUUGCCGUUCGUCGAUAUACGGAACAAAUUGGUGGAGCAUUUCGACCACCCAAAGGAUAAGUACGUAGAGAGUAUCCGGUUCCGUGAAAUUAUCCAGAAGAAAGGCGAGUCAGUGUCAAGUUUUGUUCUUCGCCUCAGACAAGGUGCAGCAUAUUGCCAAUAUGGCGAAUUCCUCGACAGAAUGCUGACCGAGCAACUUCUACAUGGCCUUGCAUCGCGGGAAGUGUGCGAUGAGAUAAUCGCGAAGAAACCCGAAACGUUCAACGCAGCAUUUGAAGUUGCACACACACUAGAAGCCACUCGCAACUCAGCCAAGGAAGUGCAAACGGCAAAGCCGUCAGUGUAUGGAGAAUCGACGAACAAGCUGGGCUUCGAAAAGCCGAAGACGAGAAAGGGAAAAUCGAUCAAACUUUCCUCUCACAAACACCAGCGCACGGAGCCGAAGGAAAGUGCAGAAGGAAACGUCAAAAAGUGCAACGGAUGUGGUGGUCAACAUAAGAGAAGUGAAUGCAAGUAUCGUGAUGCAGAGUGCUUCACCUGUAAAGGAAAGGGCCACAUAUCGACAGUGUGCAGGAGUGGCAAGCAGAAACCUCAACACCGAUCGACCUACCAGGUUCAGGCGCACCAACAACCGGCAGCGCUAGUGGACGAGGUGCAAUCGUUGAGCAAAAUUCAUUCUGUUGCCGCAUCAAAACAAGUGAUUAACGUCAACAUCGACGGCCACGAAAUACCAAUGGAAGUUGACACGGGAGCCCCUUGUGGGAUCAUCAGCGAAAACAAAUUGUGGUCAAUCAAGCCAAAGUGUGUCCUCUUGAAAUCGGACCGCCAGUUCAGCAGCUAUACCGGGCAUCCCAUCGUAUGCUUGGGGCGCCUUCCAGUGAACGUCCGCAUCGGAAAAACAACCCGUAAAUUGAAUCUACACGUUGUGUCCGGAAACUACGAUUCGCUCUUUGGUAGAGAGUGGAUUUCCCAAUUUGCAGCGGAAGUGAAUUUGAACAAGCUGUUUAGCCAGAGCCAUUCGGUGCACCCCUACGAGGAUGUUUUUAGUGACACCGCUGGUAAGCUAAUUGGUCCUCCUGCAUCCGUGCACCUGAAGCCCGGAACAGCCCCUGUGUUCGCCAAGGCGCGCGAUGUACCGCUGGCACUCAAGAGCCAGUACGCCAAAGAAAUCGAAAAGAAACUAGCGUCAGGUGCCUACGAAAAGGUCGACUAUUCGGAGUGGGCAUCCCCGACCCACAUAGUAGUCAAGAAGAAUGGAAGCUUACGCAUCACCGGAAACUACAAACCAACUGUAAAUCCCGGGAUGAUCAUCGACGAGCAUCCGAUCCCGAAGAUUGAGACGAUCUUCAACUGUAUGAAGGGAGCAAAUUUGUUCUGCCACUUGGACGUGACGGACGCAUACACCCACCUCCCAAUCGACGCAGAGUUUCAACACAUCCUGACAUUGAACACUCCAACCCACGGUCUGGUACGGCCGACAAGAGCAGUGUACGGUGCAGCAAAUAUUCCGGCAAUCUGGCAGCGCCGGAUGGAAGCUGUGUUCCAAGGUCUCGCAAACGUCAUCAACUUUUUCGAUGACAUCAUAGUCUUCGCCGACGGAUUCGAAAAUUUGCUCAUCUCCCUCGCAGCAGUUUUCGAAAGAAUCAAGCAACAUGGUUUACGCCUGAAUCGUGCCAAAUGUGUUUUCGCCGCCCCGGUCUUGGAGUGCCUGGGCCACAAAAUCGACGCCGAUGGACUUCACAAGUCAGACAAACACAUCGUGGCAAUCCGAGAUGCCCCUCGUCCCACCACCCCAGACGAGCUUCAGCUAUUUUUGGGAAAAGCGACAUAUUACAAUUCCUUUAUUCCCAAUCUCUCAACUCGGUCCCGUCCUCUAAGGGACAUGAUGCAGAAAGGUGAUUUGAAGUGGACGCCAGAAAGAUGUGCAGCCUACGAGGACAUCAAAUCAGCUCUGGUGUCACCGCAGGUGCUGAUGCCAUACGAUCCAGCUCUUCCUUUGAUCCUGGCCACUGAUGCAAGCAAGUAUGGCCUGGGAGCCGUUUUGUCGCACCGCCUGGAGAAUGGACUCGAGCGACCAAUAGCAUAUGCAAGCUGUGCCAUGUCUCCCACCGAGCAGCGCUACCCACAGAUUGACAAAGAAGCUCUUGCAAUCGUGUGGGCCGUCAAGAAGUUUUUCCAUUAUCUGUACGCCCGUCGAUUCACACUGGUUACAGACCACAAGCCGCUCACCCAAAUCCUGCACCCAAGCAAAUCACUACCAACGUUGUGCAUCAGCAGAAUGGCCAAUUAUGCAGACUACAUGGCGCAUUUCAACUACGAGGUUGUUUACAAAUCAACGAAGGAGAACGUCAACGCCGAUUAUUGUUCUCGCUUCAUCCCGAAUCGAUCAGCUGAUUGUGUAAACAAGGUGAGUGCCCCAGCCGCCCUUUGUGAGGGAAGAGAUAGUAGUGAAGACGACUUCGAUGCAUUCGUUUUGCACCAAAUUGCACAACUACCAGUACGUGCCGACCACAUAGCUCGAGAAACACGAAAGGAUCCCGAACUAGGCACAAUCGUACAACUCCUAGAAGCCGGCACAGAGUUGGCCCGUUCCGGUUACAAAGCUCCAGAGGUGAAAUUUACGCUUGCAGCUGGUUGCCUCUUAUUCGAGCACAGAGUGGUGGUACCCCCAGUUCUACGUCAGUCCAUCUUGAAAGAUCUUCACACCGCACACCUUGGCAUAGUGAAAAUGAAAGGGCUGGCUCGCUCGUUUGUUUAUUGGCCCCGAAUCGACGCCGAUAUCGAGCAGACGGUGAAAUCGUGUGCUGACUGUGCCCGUCAAGCGCACUCGCCGCCAAAGUAUUCCGAACACCACUGGGAGUAUCCCAAAGGCCCAUGGGAGAGAAUCCACGUCGACUACGCAGGUCCCGUAGCUGGUUCGAUGUUGCUGAUAGUAGUCGAUGCAUACAGCAAGUGGCUGGAGGUGAAGGUAACCAACUCUACAACAACAGCCGCAACGAUUGCCAUCAUGGACGAGAUGUUCGCUCGCUAUGGAGCGCCAGUAACUGUGGUGUCAGACAACGGACCACAGUUCACCGCAGCAGAGUUUAAGGAGUUUUUGAAGAACAGUGGGGUCAAGUUUCACAAGUUGUCCGCCCCCUACCACCCAGCAACCAACGGACAGGCGGAACGGUACGUGCAGACGACGAAAGAUGCUUUGAAGUCAAUGAAUACAAAUGCAUCAUCGUUGCAAUCGCACCUGAACAACUUCCUGCAACAGUAUCGUCGAGCUCCGCACGCAACCACCGGUGAAGCACCAUGCAAGCUGUUCUUACGACGGAACUUCCGAACCCGUUUCGAUCUACUGAAGCCCGAAGAUGUCCAACAACGAGUGUCAACGAAACAGCAAGCUGACUUUGAGCCAAACUAUCGUACAUUCAGCGUUGGCCAACAAGUCUACUUCCUGUCCGGCAACUCCCGAAUGGAUAAAUGGAUACCAGGUGUCAUCGCAGCACGUCUAGGUGACUUGCACUACCAGAUUGAAUUCAACGGCAAGCCAUUCAAGAGGCAUGUCGACCAGAUGCGCUCCAGGGUCAUCGCAAAUGCGCAGCAAAUGGUCGAGGAAGCUGAAAGCGACGAGCCAAGACGUGUUCACUUCUACGACAACGCAGCCAGGUUUCCUUCGUCGCCGAAUCAUCGUAGUGGUGCUCGUACUGCUCCGAGUUCCCCGGAGUAUGCCACACCACCUAGCAGCCCGAUUCAACAGGAUGGUCCCCCGGUUGCCUUGAGACGGUCAACGAGACAACGCCGUCCCCCGCAGCUGUACUCUCCGUAG
Uranotaenia lowii is the source of this 4128-nucleotide messenger RNA. RefSeq lists its product as uncharacterized. The record is from RefSeq and is a predicted model, not a curated record. Bases 1 to 4128 code for a protein of 1375 amino acids. The transcript is spliced from 2 exons. Lineage: Eukaryota; Metazoa; Arthropoda; Insecta; Diptera; Culicidae. Gene Ontology annotation, biological process: DNA integration. Gene Ontology annotation, molecular function: nucleic acid binding.